GAGCGGCGCUGCGGGCCGUGGGAGGAAGCGCUGUGCCCGGCCCGACGGCGCUCGUUGAGCCACAUCCGCGGGUCGCCGGCGACGCUGCCGGCGCCUGUCACGGCCCCUCCAUCUUGAAGGAAGGAGGCCGCCGUUCCCACCGCAGGGGCGGCAGCCGCGCUCAUGGCGUUCAGUCCCUGGCAGAUCCUGUCGCCCGUGCAGUGGGCCAAGUGGACGUGGUCCGCUGUCCGCGGCGCGGGCGCGGGAGGAGAGGAAGAAGCCGGAGGUCCCGAGGGCGACCCCGAGGAGGAGGAGGACUCGCAAGCCGAGACCAAAUCCCUGAGCUUCAGCUCGGAUUCUGAAGGUAAUUUUGAGACUCCUGGAGCUGAAACUCCAAUCAGAUCGCCUCUCAAGGAGUCUUGUGAUUCAUCCCUAGGAUUGGCAGAACUCGAGGCCAAAAACCAAGAAUCACAAGAAGCGGAUGAACAGUUUGUGGCAGAAGUAGUUGAAAAAUGUCCAUCUGAUGCGUGUUCUAGAUCUCCAGGAAAAGAAGCACCACAGGCGACCACUGAUUCCCACUCAGUCAAGGGUGUCCAAGGAGAAACCCAACAUGAUGUUAGUAAGAUCUCAGUAGUGAGGCCAUUUUCAGUAGAAACCAGGAGUUCCACAGAUGACCCAGCUGCUCUUGGAACAGAAGCAGCCUGUGGCUGUGUACCUGCACUCUCAGGCAAGGCUUUGCCCUCUGCUGCAUCAGAAGCUACUCAGGACAAGCCAGUGACAGAAGGAGGCAUGGGGAUUACAUUUGAGGCCUUUACAGAAGCUGGUCUGAAGAUAGGAGAGCCUGUGGCCAGCAGAAGCAAGCUGAGAAGGCCCAAACCUAUCUCUCUGAGGAAUAAGACCGCUAGAGGCGAUGCAUCUGAAACGGAAAUGAUGAUGGAGGGUUUGCCCCUCCCUAGGGCUUCCCUCCCUUUGGCUCCCGAAGGAGUAGCCAAGAGCAUGCAUCCUAGUAUGCUGAGAGGAGCCAGGGACCAGCAAUCUCCCCUUAACCUGAAAGAAGCUGUGGACUCUCUCAGUUAUGGCAGCAGUGGCUCAGGGUGUGAGCUGCAGGAGGGGUCCAGGAACUCUCCUGUCAAACUUGAAUGUGAUUUUACAGAAGGUGGGGAACAUGCCGAGGCCAAGAAUGACCUUCCAAGGAAGCCUCCUAACACACUGAUGCCCAACAUCCGGAAAGAUGGCAUCAGUCAGCCAGUAGAUGUGGAACAGCCUGCAGACCCAAGAGUCCAAGACGCCUGUCUCCCUCAAACAUCUCCUAAGCUAGAUCCUAGUAAAUGGGGUCACCCUAGCUUUAAUUCCUCCGGGAGCUGCCCCAGUCUGCAGAGCUCUGCACCCCUCUCCUCCAAAGCCUCCUACCCCUUUGACCCGGAUAACUUUGAUGAGUCCAUGGAUCCCUUUAAGCCAAGCACAGCUUUGACAGGCAGCACCUUUCGAUCCACUGCUGGUAAUCAUGUUAAUGAAAUCUUAGACUCACCCAAGAAGGCAAAGUCGCGUUUAAUAACGACUACUGAGCAAGUGAAAUUUCUCUGUUUUCUGUUGAGUGGCUGCAAGGUGAAGAAAUACGAAACUCAGUCUCUUGAUUUGGAUACGUGUUCUCAGGACGAAGGAGCCGUGAUCUCGCAGAUCUCAGACAUUUCUAAUAGGGACGGCCACGCUACCGAUGAGGAGAAACUGGCGUCCACAUCCUGCGGUCAGAAACCAGCGGGGGCAGAGGUGAAAGGCGUAGAGAAGGAGACAUGGCAGAAGACGGAGAAAGAAGACUCAGCUGGGCUUGGACCGCUGGAGUCCUCUUCAGAAAAGGCCCCCGUGUCUGUGGCCUGUGGAGGUGAGAGCCCCCUGGAUGGGAUCUGCCUCAGCGAAGCGGACAAGACUGCUGUGCUCACUUUGAUCAGAGAGGAGAUAAUCACUAAAGAGAUUGAAGCAAAUGAAUGGAAGAAGAAAUACGAAGAGACCCGAGAGGAAGUCUUGGAGAUGAGGAAAAUUGUGGCUGAAUAUGAAAAGACCAUUGCCCAAAUGAUUGAAGACGAGCAGAGGACCAGCAUGACCUCUCAGAAGAGUUUCCAGCAGCUGACGAUGGAGAAAGAGCAGGCCCUGGCUGACCUCAACUCUGUGGAAAGGUCCCUUUCUGAUCUCUUCAGGAGAUAUGAAAACCUGAAAGGCGUGCUAGAAGGGUUCAAGAAGAAUGAAGAAGCCUUGAAAAAAUGUGCUCAGGAUUACUUAGCUAGAGUCAAGCAAGAAGAGCAGCGAUACCAGGCCCUGAAGAUUCAUGCUGAGGAAAAGCUGGACAAAGCCAACGAAGAGAUUGCUCAGGUUCGCUCAAAGGCGAAGGCUGAGAGUGCUGCUCUCCACGCUGGACUCCGGAAAGAGCAGAUGAAGGUGGAGUCUCUAGAAAGGGCCCUUCAGCAGAAGAAUCAGGAAAUUGAAGAACUGACAAAAAUCUGUGACGAGCUGAUCGCAAAGCUGGGAAAGACUGACUGAGGUUCCUCCUGUGAGCUGUGCAGGUCUGAGUCUGGCUGCUUGUGUCCUGACCACAGAUAUCUUGCCUUAUCCAGAAAUAAUCCCCCCUUUGCAGAGAAAAAGAACUUUUACAAAAGCACAUGCCUGCUGCUGCCUGUCCCCCUUCCUGCCGCAGCUGGAGCCUGGCCGGCGGGAAAGGAGUGAUGCGACAGCCCAGCCCUGCUGGGCUGCAUCGGUCCAGGCUGGGCCGCCAGGUCCGGUAUGUGCUUCUCCAUCUUCAGUUCAUCUUGCUGUUAACUUUACUUCUCCCAACUCUGUGAAAUUUCUAGUUUUGUGGCAACUGUAUGGGAUCAUCUUCCCAGCACAUAUUUGAUAUUUUUAUGACCCGGUUAAUCUUUUAAAUUUCAAUAUCAACAGUUUAUCAAAGGAGACAGUUUGGCCUAUUGCUCCUAACAGCUUAUCAGUGAGACUCCGAGUUCCCUUUUAUUUACAGACUUUUACUCAUGCAUGCACAUCUAUCUAUACAUGCUGCUCCCCCCUGCCCCCGGGGGAAUUCAGAUAAGAAUUCCCAGGAAGGAGCAUAGUUAGGUAAAUCAAUGUAGAUCUUCUUUGGAAACAGAACCCUAGGUCUAAAAGCUAGUGUCAGACUUUGUAGGGGUUGACAUUAUAGCUCUUUGCUAGCGUGUUUCCUAUACACAAAGCCCUGGGCUUGAUCCCCAGAAUUACAAAAACUGGAUAUUGUAGGGCACGCCUGUAAUCCCAAAACUCCAGAAGUGGAGGCAGGAGGAUCAGAAGCUCAGGGUCAUCCUCAGCCUGGACUACAUGAGCUCAUGUUUCAGAAAAGGGGUGAGUGGAAGGACACAUGGUAACAUCUUAGCUGUCUUAGCUAUCUGGAGGCCUGGGCGGAAAACCACUCAAACAGAGCUUAAGGACAGACAGCACAGCACUAGACAAAAUAGACAUUUUCUCAGAAAUCACACAACCAAACUAGAACUUGAGUCAGGGUGGGGAGAUUGGGGAUAGGGAGGUCAGGGAUGUAGGUUUGAUGUUCAAGAAAGCCUUGGCAGUGCUGUCUGGUGCCCCAGUAUUUGGGCCCUUGUGGCCCUUUGUGCUUGUACUGAAAGUAGCCUUUGCCAUCUCCUCUGACAGCAGUGUGGGCCUCCCUCGGAGCUGGUAUUUGAUGGAUGUGUCGCCUGGGGGCAGUUAGUCUCAAAGGAAAUUAGCUGUUGUCUAUUUCAAAUACACCCAAAAGGGACUUGGGAAAGGGUCAGCUGAUCUUGUUAAAACAUACAGGGUGCCUAAGGACCAGUUAGAGGGUGAAGGACUGUGGUUUUCUGUGUUUACAAGCACGGCACACUUCAGAGACUUAAAAACAACAACACAUGUUUUGAACAAAACAGGCAGUAAGCAGUCAUGUGACUCAUCCCCCAUAUGUCAGCAUGAUUGCUGGGGAGGGCGGUGCAGGGACAAAGAAGGUCCACACAGACAAAAUGAAAUUCUGUGAACUCAUACUGGGCGACAUUAACCCCCAAGUAGAAAUCCCCCAUGUUGAUGCCAGUAAAUUCCUUCCCAUUUGAUCGGCAACACCAAAUUAAUUCAAGUUUUUGUUUGUUUGUUUUUUGGUUUUAAGAGACAGGGUUUCUCUGUAGCUUUGGAGCCUGUCAUGGAACUCACUCUGUAGACCAGGCUGGCCUUGAACUCACAGAGAUCCUCCUGCCUCUGCCUCCCGAGUGCUGGGACUAAAGGCGUGUGCCACCACCGCCCAGCUUCAUUCAAGUUUUAAUGCAUUUUGGCCUUACUUUUCUACCCUGAGUCAUCAUGGUAAUUAUGCAGUAUUGAGUACACACGUGUUUUCCUCCUUGUAAAAAUAUUGCAUGCCCCAUCUUCAGAAAUGGAUUGUGCCUCAUAGAGAAACUCUGUAGAUCUUAGCAACAGCGUUCCUUUAGCUGCGUGUCGCCAAGUGGCACAAGCUUUAGCUCCAGGCAGUGAGUAAUGUCUUUUCAAGCUAGAAAUCACAUUUUGUCAAUAUGCAUUUAUUAUAAUUGGUGCUUAGGUUAGGCUGUAUUUUGAGGCCUACUGUCUUAAGACUUUGUACAAAAACACAAACAGUUAUCUGUGGUUGGAGAAAUGGCUUGACAAUCAUUUGGACUCUGAAUUUAGUCACAGUGGCUUAACGUGAAAGUUGUAGCUGUAGACAUACUGUCAGGUUCAAGUGUCUUCAGGGGACAUAACCAGCAUCAGCUUAGCGCUCUUCCACAAGGGAAGUUAAUUUUGCAUUUUAAGAAACACUGCAGAUGUUUCUGCUACAGUAUCAUGGUGGUAUCCAUGUGUGUGUUUUGUAUUGACUUCAGUAUGAAAGGCUUAGAGUGGGCCCCAUCAUAAAACUACAGUCCUUUUUUUUUGGGGGGGGUAGUACUGGGACUUAUACCCAGGGUCUUGGACAUGCUAGGCAGGUCCUUCACUGUGGAGCUACAUCUCUGGCCCCAGUCAUCUUUUAAGCUUGUAUAUUUUUAAAGCAUCCUAUGCUCUAUGUUACAAAGCAUAGAAGAGGCAUGCGUGGUGACCGUCCUUCCCUGCCUCACUGGGGGAAGAGACCCCUUGAAAAAGAAGCCCUGCAAAAGGAAGUUGCUGUACACAUGUACCAAGGACAUGAAAUAAGUCCUUUAAGCGAUGUUUGCCAGUGGCCUCUUAGUCAUCACCAUUGCCAGGAAGUGUCCACAACUUCUAGCUUAUGGAUGCUCUCCAACAAGGAUAAAAAUGUAGCUUGCACAGCUGGCAAAUUAAGAAAAUGCAAUAGGCAGAGUUAAGUAUUUAUUUGUCUUUUAAUUAAAAUGAGCCCUAAAAAGCUCCUAGCACUCUAGAGAGUCAAAAUAUAAAGUUUCCUUUAACACAUGCUAGGGGCCAAAUACUUGUUUGUUAUACAGUUAAAAGGGGGACCAGCCAUGGUGGCACACACCAGUCAUCCUGGAGGCAGAGGCAGGGACCAAAAGUCAGGCCUGACUGGGCUAUACAGUGAGACCCUGUCUUCAAAGUCCUAAGAGCUGGAGGUGCGACUCAGUAGUAAUGCUCCUAGUGAGUGCUUACUCACCAUGUACAAGGCAUUGGUGUCAAUCCCAAGCAUUGUGAAAAUAAAGAACAAAACAACCUAAAACCCAAGGGAAAUGGAAAGUGGUUUGGGAACAUUAGGUGGUCUUGUUGAGACUCUUGGCACAGACCCAUUUCUUUAGUUCUAUUUUGUCAAAGUGUAGACACCAGCCCCCCAACAUCCCCCACUCCCCACCCCUGGCAGUAUCCCAGACCAGUUCACAGUGUGAUUCCUUUCUUUGGAGACUGGUAACUUCCCUAAAUUCUGCAUGCUCUGUGCUUGGUGCUCUAGUGUGGAUUCAGGCAUCCUCAGAACCAGACCAAAUUAGGAAGUACACCGUGAGGGGCUCUGCUCUGGCGGGAGAUCCCUGUUGAUAGGAUUAUAGUUCAAGCCAAACUUUCCAGCCAGCGCCCCCUUUCUCCCCAGGCAGACUGGGCACUCUGCUUGUGUCCAGAUGCUCCUCCUCUGGGCAGUCCCAGAUCAACCACAGUAGACAGACGCCCUCCCUUCCAGCAAAGAUAGCUCAGGCUAGAAAGGGCCGCUCUGCAGCUCCUAGGCAUGGGGAACUGUGACAAAGUUCAGGGCUGGCUGAAGGGAAAUCGGUUAGAACCUCCUGCAGCUCACGUCCUACAGGAGUUCCUUAAUCUCCAUUUCAGUUGGUGAUUUUAGGAAUCAGCCCUCCUGUUGUCCUUUGUAAAUCUGUGACCCUCGGAGCUCUCUCUCAGGUUUUUCUUCCUCUUGGGAAGAGAGAAUGUAGGUAUUGAAAGAGUAAAUGAUUCAGGCAAGGAAUUUAAAGAUGUAUAUAUUAUGAAGACUUUGCAGAGUAGGAGAUUAUUUACUUACUAAAGAACAGAUAAAGUCUGGGAAUCCCAUGACACCAAGCCAAAGGUCUAAGAAAUCAUCUUUCAAAAAAGUUUUAAUAAGGAAGUUAUUUAAAGGAAACUAACGUUCAAAAAUGCUUGACUGGCCUCCAGAUUCUAUUUAAAAAAAAAAAAAAAAACAAUUUGCCAAAGCUGGAGAUGUAGCUCAGUUGGUGACACACUUGCUCAGCAUGCUCAAGUCCCUAGAUUUCAUCCCCAGUGCCAGGGGAACAAAAAAGCAUUUUACUACUAAAUUCUUCAGGGUUCCAUUGGAUAGUCGAGGGAAGCAAAUUACAGAAGGAGCACUUCUUCCUCUGUUGUGCUCUAAAACACAGUGCCCAGCACAGGCGAGCACUUGGCAUUGCCGGCACUAAAUACUGCACUCCUGGCAGUUUUCAUGCAGAUGCAGCCCCCUCUCUGCCUGUCAGCAUGCAGUGAGGUCUGGACUAAUAAGAUUCCUGAGGGAUGACUUCCUAACUGUACUAUGGUUUCAGCUUUAUGUAAACACAUAUAUUCUGGUUAUAGUUCCAAUAUGGAGUCACUGCUGCAAUGCUGGUCUUAGGUAGUUUGUAUGAUGCUCUAACUGCUCAGAAGAGGCCAAGCAUGAGCCUGCGGUAUGGCCUGACCCUUCCCUGUAUGAAGUCUUCAGUACCAACUGUCAAGAUGCCACUCUAUCGCUUGGUCUUUUCGUGGUAUCUGAAUAUGCUCAACAAAAGUGCUUCCUCUUCCCGUAAGUAACGGACUAUAUUUGUGAAUAAUUUUCAAAUUGACUCAUAUAAAUUUUCUGAACUCUGGAACCAUGUCCGAUCCAGAUACAGGGCAGUGUCUAGGUCAUACCUGCAGCCUCAACUUCGGCCUUUGCAAUCCUUGGGACAGGAUUCGGGCAUUCUGUGAUGUCCCCAAGGCGGCAGUGAGCUUUCCAGUAUCGCUGUUAGCGAGUCUGUUUGCCAGUAGAUACCCACUGUACUAAUGUGCCAAGUGUUCAUUGCACAUCUGCUCCCACUGUGUCCCCCGGUGCCCUGAGUGUGUGAGAACCCCCCUCACUGGGUGGGUGGGGGGUACACACUGCAUUGACUCCUGUUGUAUGGAAUAAUCAUCCUCAUAGAUUUUAUACACAUAGUAAUUUCCCUUUUUAUAUGUCAGGUAAAUAUUUGUAAAAGUUAUACUCACACAAAAGAAUUAUUAUGAUAAUUACUAAUAUAUUUUUUCCAUGUUUCAUUGCCUGAAUAAAAACUGUUUACCACUGUUAAA
Molecule: messenger RNA, 7686 nt
Organism: Phodopus roborovskii (desert hamster)
Lineage: Eukaryota; Metazoa; Chordata; Mammalia; Rodentia; Cricetidae
Gene: Tacc1
Product: transforming acidic coiled-coil containing protein 1
Biological process (GO): cerebral cortex development; mitotic spindle organization; cell population proliferation
Cellular component (GO): cytoplasm
Source: RefSeq, a predicted model, not a curated record